Molecule: messenger RNA, 906 nt
Organism: Tuber aestivum (summer truffle)
Lineage: Eukaryota; Fungi; Ascomycota; Pezizomycetes; Pezizales; Tuberaceae
Source: the annotation of a GenBank genome assembly
UCCCCCCUCCCCGGCCACCCAUCCGACCGACCAUGACCGCAGCGACGACGACGGCGGCAGCAUCCCCGGACGCUUCCCUCGCCGAGAAGAUCCUCAACCCCCAGUCCCAGCAGUUUGGCAACCGGUUCGCGUUUCACGAGUUCCUAAGGAAGGAGUAUAGGUUUGGUCUGGAUCCUAAUCGGAGGACUUGCCCGCUGUUUGUGCAGGGACAUUGUCCCAUGGGGAACAGCUGUCCGGAUAAACAUGCGGUUUCGAGCUCCUUUAACAAGUAAUGCUUUUUUGUCUCUCCAAGGGUUCUUUUUUUUCUCUCUCUCUCGUUGGCAUUGGGGGCGGUUGAUGGAGGAGGAGGAGGCGGUGUUGGAGGAGGAAGGAAGAGGAAUAGAAGGGAAGGGAAUUUGCUAACGAUAGUGGUAACGGAGCAGUUUGGUUUGCAAGCAUUGGUUGAGGUCGCUAUGCAAGAAAGGGGAGGCGUGUGAGUUUCUUCAUGAGUACAAUUUGCAAGUCCACUCCCUUCUUCGCCCCAUUGCAUUCUUUUGGCAAUAUUUUGAUUUUCUCCUCCAUUUUCAUUGCCCCCCGAAAACGAAGGCUAACGAAGCGCAAUGAUGCAUGUCUUCCACUUUGAUUCGUCCAAACAGACGCAAAAUGCCCGAAUGCAACUUCUUCGUGCGGAAUGGCUACUGCAGCAAUGGCGAGGAAUGUCUAUACCUACACGUAGAUCCCGACAGUAAAAUCCCUCCAUGCCCACACUUCGAGAAUGGCUUCUGUCCGCUGGGUCCCACGUGCUCAAAAAAACACGUCAGGAAGCAGAUCUGCAAGUUUUAUCUGGCUGGCUUCUGUCCGGAUGGCAGAAGCAAUUGCAAAGAGGGGACUCAUCCAAAGUGGAAGACGGGGUUGCCGGCGCCAACG